Messenger RNA from Closterium sp. NIES-65, 203 nucleotides. The record is from the annotation of a GenBank genome assembly. NCBI's taxonomy places the organism in Eukaryota, Viridiplantae, Streptophyta, Zygnematophyceae, Desmidiales, Closteriaceae.
ACCUGGGGGGCAGCCUGGCAGCGUCCCAUUGCACUGAGUACUCACUGGAGGAGGUCCUCACGGCCACCAAUGACUGGUCUCAGGACCACCAGCUGGGCUCGGGUGCCUUUGGCGACGUGUACAAGGGCGUGUCUCCCCGUGAUGGCACCACAGUGUGGGCUGUGAAGCGCGCCAAGCUCAUAGACGUGGACUUCCAGAAGGAG